UAUUAUUAACAUUUUGUUACACUUUUGCACUCUGUGUCAUCUUCUCUCUCUCUGCUCUGUUUGUCAGUAAUGGCUGCUACUUGGGAAUGUCCACCUCUUCCUAUGAUCAGCUUCUCCCUUAAAGACGGGAGCAAGGCCAGCUUCAAUGCUCUCAAGCCAUUCAUAGCAUCUCAGUAUGAUGAGAAUCCUGAUAGUUUUACUAAUGAGAUACGGCAACUUGAACAGCUGCGUGAUGCGUCGUUGAAAGUGUCCAAGGAUCAUAAUGGUUGCACUCUCUUGAGACGUUAUUAUGCUCAGCUCCAUUUACUGAGAGCUCGGUUCCCUCAAGAAGCAGCUGGCAUCAUACCGAUACACUUCAGCUGGAAAGAUGUGUAUACUGGAGCUGAGUCACAGCUGGAAGGGCUUCAGGCGGAACUAGCUCCAAUCCUUUACAACAUUGGGGCACUCCAUUCACAAGUCGGGAGUAAGAACAGCAGACACAGUGAACAAGACAUGAAGGAGGCCCUCACUCAUUACCAAUGCUCUGCUGGAGCCUUUGCUUAUAUUAAUGAUAACUUUGGAAGCAGUGGUCAGUCCGAUUUGUCUCCUCAGUUAGUUGAAAUGUACAAUACUUUAAUGCUGGGUCAGGCUCAAGAGUGUGUUGUUGAGAAGUCACUCAAAGGAGUAUCGAAAGUGAAGAAUCUGAAUAUUUCUAAAAUAUCAAUGAAAGUUGCUCAAUACUACCAGUCAGUGGUGCUAGUGUUAGAAUCAGAUGUUGCUGUAUCAGUUAACAAGAAGCACAAAGACUGGCUGAGACUUCUCUCUCUGAAGAUAUCCUAUUACACUGCCAUUGCUCAUCUGUAUCAAGCUAAUUCAAUGGAGGAACAGUCCAACUAUGGCUAUAUGAUUGCCUAUCAGCAGCUGGCCCUGGAGAAGAUUAAAUCAAUUGGUAAACCUCACCGUGCCACACCUGAUGUCUUUAAAGAAGCAAUCAAAAAUUUGGCAGAUUUUUUGAAUCAAAAGCUGCAGGAAUCACUUAAACAGAACGAGCAGGUCUUUCAUGAACUUGUUCCUGAUCUUGAGACACUGGAACCAGCACCAGGUUUUGAGUUGGUAAAGCCUUACAUGUUUCAGCCGGCAGAUCCAAAGAACAUUGGUACCGACAUAUUUUCAAGAUUGGUACCAAUGCGAGCGUAUGAAGCUGCUUCUAUAUACAGUGAAGAGCAAGCUAAGAUAAUGAGAUCCAUUAAUUCAUCAGUUGAACAAAAGAAUGAAGAACUAAGUACUUUCAUGACAUCUCUUAACAUCAGUGAAUUGACCAUACCCACAGACACUCCAUCCUUACCAAGUGAUCUGAUGACACUCCAUCGUCAGUUUCAAAGUAAAGGGAGUCUCAUCAGGGAGACAGAGUCAAAAAUAAAAGAAUUGAUGAGUUUGUCGGAGAGAGUUGAGCAGCAGUUAAGUGAAGUGGCUCAGAUGAAAGAUGAUGAAACAAAAGAUGAAAAGGAGUUUCAGGGAAGACAUGGUGCUAGGCCAGAGUCUCAGGUUUGCUCCAGUUUAUGGAAGGAGCUUGACUCAAUGCUUAAAUACCACAAACAAGCUAAUAACUCCAAUUCAGAGCUCCAUGCCAUGUUCUCCCAGUUCUGUCCCAACCUGCUACUGUUAGCUGGUCAAACCAACACACUAGUCUCCGCCAUACCAUCCCUACCUGCUCAAGAUGACCCUGAGGAAACGGACAAGGAAAGACUAACAACGCUAUUGAAUAAAGUUGAAGAGAUGAAGACCCAGAGACAGGAGUUAUUGGACCAGUUGCGUGGUCAGAUGAAUAAUGAUGAUAUCCUUCAUGCAAUGAUUGGAGAGAGCAGCUCUACUCAAGGAGCAGUGAUUGAGGAGUAUCUCCAGAAACCAAAGGAAAGGGCUGACGUCAUAAGACAGAACCUAACAGCUCAAGACGCCAUAUUGAAAGCUUUGACUGAGGCAAAUGCAAAACAAGCGAAAGUGAGACAAGCUUUACAGGAGGUCCAGAAAAAGAGGGAAGAAUGGUGUGUCAGUCUUGCCAAAGCAGCUGGUAACUUCACAUUCCUUCAGUCGAAGAUAAGUGAGGGGCUGGUGUUUUACUCCAAGUUAGCUGAAAGUGUUGCUAGACUCCAUAAGAGGUCAUUGGAGGUUUGCACCACAAGAAGACGAGAGAGACAAAGUAUUGACAGGCAUAGUCCUGCUCCUGAUAAAAGGACUCCAUCUUCUUCUCCAGUACCACAAAAUAAAGAAUCUAAUAAAACACAUCAGCUCUCUACUCAGACUCAUUCCUCUCAAUCAUCUCCUGGUCACACCCCUCACGGACACGCCCCUCAACCAUCGGCAACUUCUCGAGACCACACCCCACAGUCACCUCAGGGUCACACCUCCCAACUAGCCCAUCCCCCCAUUAGACCACCUAAGAGUACUUCUUUACGUGGUGGACCGAUACAGAAAGAUAUACAACAACAAUCAAAUGAUGGGGAGGCAGAGGGAGGGGAUAUGAGCCAACUGAUAUUAGAAAUGAAGAAAAACCAAGAGAUGCAGAGAGCUAAUCUUAACAAUACUGGCACUAGUGAGGUAUCAGCUGCUGCCACACCCACUGCCACACCCCCCACAGCUCAGGGAGUGUCUCUAUUACUAGAUGAACCCGUUAAUUUAUCAUUAGCUACUGGUCUUAUUGAACCAGUACUGAUACCUCAAUCAGUACCAAUUGAUGUUAGUCAGAGUCUCCCUCCUCCUGCUAUUCAAGGAUCAACUAGUAACCAAGAACUUCAGGGUCCGAUUCGUCCCAGUAAACCCUCUCACCUUCAAGGGGACACUAAGAUUGACGCUACUACCAGUCAACCAGUGUCCACUGUACCAUCGUUAAUGCCUGUUAAUGUUCAGCAGGUAGAUACUAUCAGUACUGGUCCUGCUUCUCCUAAUGUAGGACAAGAAGAUGUUACUAAUGCUGAGACAGAAACAGAUGCAGCUUUUAUUACUACUGACGUAGAAUCAGUUCAUGUAUCCAUUACUGGUGCUACAGCCCCACCUCUUGUUCCUCAUAGCAGUGACGCUGAUGUAGCCCCACCUCCUCCUAUUACUGUUGAAUCCAGUUCAAGUCCUGCUAAUACAGUUGUCAGCAUGGGACCAGGUAAUACUGGAAUGACUAUACCUCCUCCUAUUCCUAGUACAGGGCCAGUAAUACCUCCUUCUAUUUCUAGUACAGGGCCAGUAAUACCUCCUCCUAUUUCUAGUACAGGACCAGUAAUACCUCCUCCUAUUCCUAGUACAGGGCCAGUAAUACCUCCUCCUAUUCCUAGUACAGGGCCAGUAAUACCUCCUCCUAUUCCUAGUACAGGGCCAGUAAUACCUCCUCCUAUUCCUAGUACAGUGCCAGUAAUACCUCCUCCUAUUCCUAGUACAGGGCCAGUAAUACCUCCUCCUAUUCCUAGUACAGGGCCAGUAAUACCUCCUCCUAUUUCUAGUACAGGGCCAGUAAUACCUUCUCCUAUUUCUAGUACAGGGCCAGUAAUACCUUCUCCUAUUUCUAGUAGAGGAUCAGCUCCUUUUGUUCCUUUGUCUCGUCCUCUAGUGACUGCAGGCCCAGUUUCAGCUCCUAACAGUGAUCAAGCUGUUAAUGGUGACACAACUUCUGAUCUAACAUCCAGUCAAGACUCGGAGUCUGUUGAAUCUAAUGUUGUUGAGUCAACAGGUUUUUCAGAAGUUCUUGAUGAUACACUAAAGCUCUCGUCUCAUUCAAAUGAGGUGAGGAAGCUACCUCAGUUUACUGCAGUGCCAAUGGGCACUUUAGGAAUGGUGACUCCAACUGCUAGUCCAAUAGGAGGGCAGCAGCAUCCUAUCCUGUCAAUCAGUACUGGAGGAGUCCUCCCUCCUCCUCCUCCUCUCUCAAUCACUAGUCUACAGCCUUCCAAGGAAUUGAGAUCAACUCCUUCUCAUCUUGAGAAUUUAUGCCUACAGCAGCAGGAAACUAUUCAAACUCAAGCAAAACAGAUUGAAGAGCAAAAGUUUCAGCUGCAGCAACAAUCAAAGACAUUGGAGGAGCAAAGGAAAGAGCUUGAACGCUAUCACCUGUCACAUCAGCUGCAAGAGAAAGACAAAAUAGCUUCAUCGAGUAACCAGUCAAUGCUGGUCAAUUUAUUGAAGCAGCAGCAAGAAUUGUUUAAAACACAGCAAGAGCAAAUGGAUAAGCUAAGCCAUGAAAGUGAGGCCAAGAGGAGCCAGCACUCUGAGCUUGAGAUGAAGCUAAGGGAUGCUUUAGCACAAGAACAGCUUCAGAAUCAGGCACUUCAUAAUCAAAUAUCCCAACAGCUCAAAGACAUUCAACACUUGCAGCAUCAGCUUCAGGCCAGUGGCCAGCAAAUACAAUCACUCCAAAUGCAAGGACAACAGUAUUUGAAUCAAAUACAAGAAAGAGAUAAAGUGCUGGCCAAUUAUCGUGAAGAGCACAAACAAAUUGUUGAUAAUUUAGAGUCACAAUGUCGUCAGAGAGUUCAACAGAUCACCCAACAAAUGCAAGAGCUUCAAGCAAGAGUUGGAAUGAGCAGAGGAGGAGGAGGAGGAGGGGAGCAGAUGAAACCAAUGCUGCCUCCUCCUAAUGUUGGAGGAGGUGGACCUGUUCUACAACCUUCAAGACAGCCUCAGCAGCAAGGAUGGAACACGUCAGCAGCAAGACCUACUGAAGGACAACAGUUUCAACAGUAUCCUCAGAAUAGAGGAGGAGGAGGAGUACCUGGGCAGCAACAACAACAUCGACCACAAAAUCCUCCAGCAGCAGGAGGAGGAGCUCAUUUACAACAGCAUCAACCAGGAGGGACAAGAGGACCUCAAAACCCUUCCAACUCACCUGGGCUAAGUACCCAAAGAGUACCUGUGGGUCCUAGACAACAAGGAAUGCCUGCUCCUCAUCCUCAGGCUGGCCAGUCUAGUCAAUCCUCAUCAGUAAUGCCACCUCCUCAAGGAGUAGGACACCCUAUGAACCAACCCACUACCAACAAACCAGGAAUAGGACAACAUCCCUCUCCUGGAGGGAUCCAGCAUCCUCCUAACCAGCCUGGAGGGAUCCAGCAUCCUCCUAACCAGCCUGGAGGGAUUGGAGGGAUUUCAAGGUAUCCUAGUCAGCCUGGAGUGCCUCAGCCAGGCCAACCAGUCAUGCACCAUCAGCCUAGACUGCCAUCUCAACAAGGAGUGAGGCCUCAGUCUGCUGGAGUAUCCUCACGUCAUGCUCUUCCUCUUACUCCCCCUACUCAUCCUCCUACUAGUGAUGUACCAUCACCUCCAGUACAGCAAUAUCCACCUUAUAGACACCAGCAGGCAUCCACUGGUCAGACCUCUCACUGGCAGCAACAUACCCCUGGCCAUCAUCCAACUACUGGUCCUCAUACACCUACUGGCCAUCACCCAACUACUGGUCCUCAUACACCUACUGGCCAUCACCCAACUACUGGUCCUCAUACACCUACUGGCCAUCACCCAACUACUGGUCCUCCACCUGCUAGUGGACACAGUGGGCAGGCUCCUGUUCAUCCACCUCCACCUGCUGGGCAGCCUCUUGUCCAUGGCCUCCCUCCUCCUCCUCCUACUCCUGGGGGACAGUAUACGGCUCAUUAUUCUCAUCCCGGUAAUCCUGCUCAACCUGUUGGAGCUAGCGAACAACACCAGCAGUUUAUUAGUCCAGGUCCUGGCUAUGGCCCUCCAAAAUAAUAGCCUUUUUAGAAAGCAAAAUUUAUUAUAAUUUAAAUAAAUUGUUAUUACUUUUAUAAUUGUCAAUUUAAUGUAUUGUCUUAUGAAUUAUUGUUAAAUCUA
Messenger RNA from Amphimedon queenslandica, 5802 nucleotides. RefSeq names its product tyrosine-protein phosphatase non-receptor type 23. The transcript has 26 exons. Gene Ontology annotation, molecular function: protein binding. Bases 70 to 5700 code for a protein of 1876 amino acids. The record is from RefSeq and is a predicted model, not a curated record. NCBI's taxonomy places the organism in Eukaryota, Metazoa, Porifera, Demospongiae, Haplosclerida, Niphatidae. Gene Ontology annotation, biological process: early endosome to late endosome transport; endocytic recycling; protein transport to vacuole involved in ubiquitin-dependent protein catabolic process via the multivesicular body sorting pathway. Gene Ontology annotation, cellular component: endosome.